Molecule: messenger RNA, 780 nt
Organism: Fusarium graminearum PH-1
Lineage: Eukaryota; Fungi; Ascomycota; Sordariomycetes; Hypocreales; Nectriaceae
Exons: 1
Coding region: 1-780 (259 amino acids)
Source: RefSeq, a predicted model, not a curated record
AUGUCUACGACAAGCAAUGUCUCGACGACAUUUACUUGCUUCGCGAACCUCCCAACAGAAACCAGACUGCAAAUAUGGGAAACUGCAGCGGCGCGAGAACAAGACGCGGCUAUACAUCAUUGUGCCAAAGAGUACUGCCUGGAAUACUGUCUUGAAUGGCCUGAUCAACCAAUAUCACACGCCAUGGCCGAGACGUGUCGAGAGAGUCUAGAAGUUAUCCGCAAUACCUGCAUCGACACCAUCUUUAUGCCUUUACACCCGAAGGCACUUGCCAGACUCGAAUCCUUGGAUGAAAGGGUAGAUGCAAUUGCCACAUUGUGGCCGGAACAGAAUACCUUGAAGGACCUUCAAGCCUGCCUAAUGAAGCGAGUAGAGGCAAACGAGCGUCACAGAACCAAGACAAUCUACAUCGGCAUCUCGGCGAUAGUAUGUGAUUACAAUACUGAUCUUGGUGGUUUGGGGUUCAAAGUCUACGAUCUGGACGACACGUCGUUCCCACAAUUUCUGGCCAAAGUUGCAACCAGCUAUUACGGACGUCGGCUCCACGCUUCCAAUGAAUGUUUCAUAAAGAAACUCAAAGUUUAUUGGAAAGAAAAUGAAGUCGUUAGGGAACUACGAGAGACGUGGGACAGGCUUAGACCAGGAAAGGAGAACGUCAUGCCCGUGUUGAAGCCCGUCGUUAUCUUUGCCGACUUCUAUCGACUGUUUAUUGGAACAGAAACGUCCAUUGGAAACCACCAACGAUCGAAUGGCCUGUACCUGGAUCUUUCCAGAGGAUGA